Messenger RNA from Botrytis cinerea B05.10, 3296 nucleotides. RefSeq lists its product as hypothetical. The transcript has a single exon. The record is from RefSeq and is a predicted model, not a curated record. Bases 177 to 3089 code for a protein of 970 amino acids. Lineage: Eukaryota; Fungi; Ascomycota; Leotiomycetes; Helotiales; Sclerotiniaceae.
GAUUAUAAAUAUUACUGCAUGAUCCCCCAAUAUAUUGGAAUUUAUCAUUCACUUCAAUUUUAUUCAUCCUACAGAAAAUUCCCCAACUUUGAAUUUCCCAAGCCGCACCCUCAGACCCUCCAUACUCUCCUACCCUUCAUAAAAUAUCUCGUCUUCCAUAACUUCCCACCUUCAUCAUGUCUGGAGGGGUCUUUUCCGAGACGCUCCAGUCCAUCACUACUACAAAGCUUACUGAGAUUUCCAAAAAGCGUCAUCAUUUCGAAAGCCAAAAGGAUGCUCUCUUUCAUAACCUGAGCAACGAGCUCGAUCAACGAAAAAGACUAAAGCUGUUAUUGGAAGGUGUGAAGCAAAGCUUUGCAAUCACGACGCCAAUUACGGAAAAGCGCAGUCAUGGCAAUGUCACAAAGUUAUCUCCGCUUGAACUGCUUGUCAAGAAUCUCGAGAAGUUUAUCGCACAAGCUGAAUAUGAUCCAUCCAUCUCUGAUAAGACUCUAGAGCAAUGGGAAAAAUAUUUGGUACGCCAUAUUAAUGUGCAAUCAUCAAAACACCAGUAUGCAACUUUGUAUGGUGAGUUGGUUACAGAAUGGCUUUCAGCAGAGCAACAACAGAAAGCCGUUGAAGUUGUCAAUGACACUUCAGAAAUCGAUGAAGAGUUUCACAAAGUCAAGAAGGAGAGUGUUGCUAGGACUGAGGGACGAACAAAUUGGGAAAAUCUGGUCUUCCAACCAUUCGAAACCGAUCAUAAAGCAAUUACGACAUACUUGACUAACCUGUUUGGAAUAAAUGGGGAGAAUGGACAAGCCAGGAAAGCCUUAAAUGCUUUACGAAAACAGGUUGAGACAUUCGGAAUUACCUUGUCUGCACCAGAUCAAUUUAAUCCUACUGUUUUGCGUUGGACUAUCAAUGGCCUUAUAUCUUCCGGUCUUCUAUCGGAGGAAAAGCGUGCGGCGCUGAAGGAUUUUCUUGCUAGUCCCGUCAUUCUUACAGAAGUUGCAGAUGUUUUGAACAUGCGUCUUGCAUCCAUAGAUAUGUGGGAAUGGAAUAGGGACAUUCCUGUUGAGCAAAGACGACACCUCAAUGGUACAUAUCAUAUGUUCAUCGACGAAGAUCUCCUAGAGGCACUUUUCCUUCAAUAUAUUGGUGUUAAAUGGUCUGUUUUCUUCAAGAAAGCCUUUAGAGAUUUCUCCAAUUUCGAUGGAGCAUGGUCAAAACUGAAUAAACCUAUUCCCCCAACUGAUCAGGAGAGAAUAGACUUCUAUCUAGGACCAUCAUACAACCAUCGGGGAAGUGUUAUGGAGAAGCGGGAGGAACUUUACAAGUCCAUAUACUUCAUGUCUCAGCUUCCCGAUUCGGAAGAUGAUGGGCAAGCAGAUCAGGACGGAGUUGAAGAAGCCAAUUAUGCUAUUCCUGAGUUUUCCCGACAGCAGAUAACACAGGAGUUGUCCCUGAGUCAGGGACCAGCUAUGUCUCAGCGUAACUACAUGCAACCACAGCGAGCUCCACCUCCUCGGCCCAAGUUAAAUACGGCAAGGACAAAUGGACACGCACAGGAACUUCGCUUUGCUGCAGAUUCACUUAAAGAUUUUGAUUUUGAUACUUUUUUGAACGCUGAUGAAGGGUAUUCCGAUAAGUUGCCCAAAACACCUAUGGAGAUCAAGCAAUUCAUACUCCAUUUACUGUCGACUGAGAUUAUCAUUAAUACAAAGCUUCAUGGCGAGAUAAGCUGUGCUCGCUCCGAAUUUGAGUCAUUUGGUCCAUCAUUACCCCAUUCCACUAUCUUCUGUGUUCUUGGGUUUUUUGGUUUGUCAGCAAAAUGGUCGAGAUUCUUUCAAAAGUUUCUUGAAGUUCCACUGAAAUUUGUCGAUGAUGAUAUAUCCUCAGAAGCUCGCAUUCGGAAGCGUGGUGUUCCCGAAGCUCACGCCUUAUCUGCUGUUUGCGAAGAAACCAUUCUUUUCUGUCUCGAUUACGCCGUGAAUCAAAGCACAGACGGAGUUCAACUCUACAGAAUGCAUGAUGACUUUUGGAUUUGGUCGCCUGCUCAUCAAUCUGUUGUCAAAGGAUGGAACUCAAUUCUCCAAUUCUCAGAAGUCAUGGGAGUUAAGCUUAACAAAGGUAAAUCUGGAUCUAAACGCAUCACAUCUAGUGGAUCUAAGCAACCUAUGGACUCCUCUCUUCCUCCCGGAGACAUUCGCUGGGGUUUUCUCAAACUAGAUCCUACCACCGGUCAUUUUACCAUAGAUCAACCUAUGGUCGACCAACACGUCUCAGAACUUCAAUCUCAACUUCGAGAUAAGAAAAGUGUCUUUUCAUGGAUCCAAGCGUGGAACACUUAUGCUGGCCGCUUCUUUACUUCGAACUUCGGAAAGCCGUCAAAUUCUUUUGGGCGUGCACAUGUUGACGCCAUGCUAUCAAGUUUCCGACAUAUUCAAAAUCUCAUCUUUGCCAAUACAAACCUGGUUUCAUACCUCAAAGAUACUUUGAGAGAGAGAUUUGGUAUCAAAGAUGUACCUGAUGGAUACCUUUACUUCCCAACUAGUCUUGGCGGUCUUGAGUUGCACAAUCCCUUCAUUGGACUUCUGCAAUUACGAGAUGGGGUGUAUGAAAACCCAGAAGCAUUGAUGGAUAAUUUACUUGAGGCAGAGAUUGAAUCGUAUAGAGUAGCGAAGGAUAAUUUCGAAAAGAGAGCUUCUCAAUACAAUAUUCGAGCGGCGCGUCGGUGGCAAUCGGAAAAUUCCAAUCCUCGUGAUUUGCAAGAAUUUAUGUCUUUUGAAGAGUUCACCCGAUACAGGGAAAGAACUCGUGGUUUUGGGCAAGGAACUUUACUUGAGGUCUUUGAGAAUUUACUCAAGCAACCAAGCAAAGAAUCCGCGGAUUGGGACGAGUAUGAUAACAUUCUAGCAAAGGCAAUCGAAGGUGGAAUUUCCUCGGCAUUUGAGGGAAUGGACAUGGGAUAUUGGAAAUGGGUUGUGAAGCUUUAUGGGGAAGAAAUGAAAGAGAGAUUUGGUGGAUUGGCUGUUGUGGAUAAGGGUUUGUUGCCCACCGGGAUGGUUAAUUUGGUAAGAAGUGGAAAGGUUCAAUGGCAGGGUUGAUGCAGAAAUGAGAAGAUCGAUGGAAAAUUGAUUGGAAGUGAUUUAAUGGACAUUUCUUUGCAUGUUUGAAUGAUGAUUAAUUUACCUAGCGGGUUUCGGAAGGGCAAAAGGAUCGAAAACUAAAUUGACAAAAGAGUUUGAAGGAGGUGGAGUGCGUUGCUAUUAAUUUUGACCAGAAAUUGGAUACCUAUCAAUCUAAUUUGAACA